CCGGAUCCGACUAGCCUCUGCGAGGCGGGAAGCGGAGGACCGCCUAGUUCACACGGACAGUGUGGGGCAUCAGGGCGGAAAGCGUCGGGAAGAUGGACGGCUGGCUCUUCUGUGCGGGCGGAGGCUGCCAGGUCCCGAGGUCCAUAUUUCAGGUUGCAGCAGCGUACCUCCUGAUUCUUUGGUGGAUUAUCAGACUAUGAAACUUCUCUGAAGUCACCCUCAGCAUCCUGACUGUGACCUUUUAAGGGUCACAGUACACGUAGGCAGAACCACAUGGAGCAACUGCAAGAGGCUAUACAUGGAAUUUUGUGAGGAAUGCCAGGGUGGACGGACUUGGAUAUGUCGGUGUCGUCAUUCUAUAGAGCUCCAUUCUUCUGCAGUCCAAGAGAAAUGUUGCUAGAAGAGAAUAUUCUGUGGAAUGAAACCUUUUUCCAUAUUAUGACCAAUAUUUAUUAAGAAACACAUCUAUUCUACAAAUACCAAGUGUUAUAGUCUUGAAGAAGCAGCCAUUUACAACAGACCGGAGAACAUGAAAAUGUUUGUUAGUGGCAGAAGAGCCAAAAGAUGGAAAUUUUUUCAGCUGUUUGCCACUUGUUUUAUAUUAAGCUUCAUGGCUUUCUGGGGCCCAACCAGUAAAAACAUUGUGAACCAUAUGAAGUCCUACUCCUACAGAUACCUCAUAAAUAGCUAUGACUUUGUGAAUAACUCCCUGUCUGUCAAGCACAGCUCCAAGCAACCUCACUACCGAUACUUGAUCAACCACAAAGAGAAGUGUCAGGCUCAAGAUGUCCUCCUCUUACUGUUUAUAAAGACUGCCCCUGCAAACUAUGACCGACGUUCUGCAAUCAGAAAAACGUGGGGCAAUGAGAAUUAUGUUCAGUCCCAACUUAAUGCCAACAUCAAAAUUCUGUUUGCCUUAGGAACUCCUGCUCCACCGAAGGGAGAAGAACUGCAAAAGAAACUGAAUUGGGAAGAUGAAGUAUACAAGGAUAUAAUUCAGCAAGAUUUUGUUGAUUCUUUCUACAAUCUUACUUUAAAAUUGCUCCUUCAGUUCAGCUGGACGAAUACCUUUUGCCCACAUGCCAAAUUCCUGAUGACUGCUGAUGAUGAUAUAUUUAUUCACAUGCCAAACCUCAUUGAAUACCUUCAAGGGCUAGAGCAGAUUGGUGUUCAAGACUUUUGGAUUGGUCAUGUUCAUCGUGGUAGCCCUCCUAUUAGGAAUAAAAGAAGCAAGUACUAUGUUCCCUAUGAAAUGUACCAAUGGCCAGCUUACCCUGACUAUACAGCUGGUGCUGCCUAUGUCAUCUCCAGUGAUGUAGCUGCCAAAGUCUAUGAGGCAUCACAGAUGCUGAAUUCCAGCCUGUACAUAGAUGAUGUGUUCAUGGGCCUCUGUGCCAAUAAAAUGGGGAUAGUGCCACAGAACCAUGUAUUUUUUUCUGGAGGAGGUAAGGUUCCCUACCAUCCUUGCAUCUAUGAGAAGAUGAUGACAUCUCAUGGACACUUACAUGAUCUGCAGGCCCUCUGGAUGGAGGCUACAGAUCCUAAAGUAAAGAACAUCUCAGAAGGUUUUUUGGGUCAAAUAUACUGUAGGUUAAUUAAGAUAUUUCUCUUCUGCAGAUUGACUUGCACAAGUGCAUAUACUUGCAGGGCUGCAUUUGCUUAAUAACACUUGAAUGCUGCAUGCACUAUGUUCACUGUAACUGAGCCAAACAGAAGGAAAAGAAAUCUUUAAGCGUUUCUCCAUAACCUAAGUGAAAUGAACUGAAAGCAAAGAGGUCAUUUCAAAUUCCAGAGGAUUACAACAUGUCCUAUUACAGAAACUAGUCAAUGUAAUGCCUAAUCCAAGGGUUUCAAAUUUUAGUAGACUUAGCUCAUGAGCAAAAGCAAAAGUAAAACAUAAUUCAAGUUCUUACUCGGUGCCACAUGUCUUUGAGGUAUGGAGAGCAAUUGAGAUGCCUUGAUAUCAAAGUAAUGGUCCGGGGAAGUACCUAACAAAUGGAUAAUGAACAUUUCUAAGAAAUUAGUAUACCUUUAGAAACAAGCAUUCCAAUUUAUUUUUAUUAGAGAGUACUUGGCGGGGGUGAGCAGGGGGUAUAGAAGAAAAGUAUACCAACCUGAAGAAAGUUUCAAUCUAAUGGAGACAUAAAGGAGAAUGUCUACAGUCUUGUUAUGAUUGAAUCAUUUAACAUUGACAUUCCUGUAGCUAUUUAUCUAAACCGUUCUAGAACCAUCUAAAAAAUAUAUUUUCUCAAAUUUAAUUUUUAAUAUAAAAUUUGAGAAAAUAAUCAGCUCUGUCCUCAUUAGGACUUUCUGAAGAUUUUCCCUAAAAUUAUCAAACUCUAUAAAGAGAAAUUACUGUCAACUCCAAUAAACUGAUUUUAACUUAAUGAAUUAUUCGAUGGGUUUUAAAGCACUAAAUAUUGGCCUUUGCUUAAGGUAGUUGUUUGAAUAGUGCUUUUAUAGAGGAAUACAAUAUUGGAAGAAACUUAAAGGAGAGGCGGGGCUGGGGUGUAACUACACACCCAGAAAGAAAAGGCGAGGAUGCAAUAAUGGCCCCUUUUCCUUGUAACUUGUAAUAUGUUAGCUUGGAGUCCAAAUCACAGCAGUAAUAACUAAGAUCAGCCCACGACUUGUCAACAAGGUCUCGUAGGCCACAGAUUUUGUUCUAAGUACAGACUUUUAACUUAAAGUCUUUAAUGUGCUACCAUGUCUAAAUAAUCCAUUAUUUAGCUAAAUAACUAUCAGCCAUUAUCUUCUCAGUAUUUCAAACAUUGAAGCAGAGCAAGAGUCAUUGAGAAACUAACCAAGUGAGGCUGAAAGUUUCAGUAAAACUGCAUUCUUUGUAACCAGAGAUUUGGCAGAUCGAAUAAAUACUGACUUUACAAAGUAAGAUAAAAAAUGUGGCUGUAAUGCCAAUGGUGCACCAGCAUGGUAAGGACUAAGUGACGUCCAUUGAUGGAGACAUGCAAUGCAGACCAAAAUAAUGACCUCAUAAAAAGCAGACGGGCUAAUUAACAAACCUCGGACAGAGGCAUAUGUUAGGAAAGCCCAGCUACCAUUAUCAUGGUGUUGGGGGAAAAACUAAGAAUUUCUCAGAGUAACUAAAUGAUACCUGUGUUUUUACAGGUAGUUUGUUUUAAUGUUUACAGAAAUCUUUGUGAAUUUUUCUACUAUGAGAUUUGAGGCUUCUUUACACUGCUUGGGUAAUUUCUUACUAACCUCAAGAUUUGGUGUUAAAUAUUCUUAGAUACUUUUAUGGUAGAUUCAGGGUUUUAGAUUAUUACAGUUCAGAUUUUUCUGAUGAUUUUUUUGUUUUAAGAAACUAGAAAACAAAAGCUUCAUUUGAAAAGCAGCCUCAUAGUUAAUCCUCACCAGUUGGCUCUUUGAUAACUGCUGGCUUUGGGCUCUAUGUGCCCCAGUCUCAACUUUGAGCUGAUGAAAGUUGCCACCAGCUGCAAAACAUCAUCUCUCUGUGGCUAUUGGGGUGAUCUUGUUUACAUCCAGUCGUUAUGAAGCUGUUAUUUAUUUGCUUCAUUGAGCUCUCUUGAACUGCGUUCAUCUUUCUUAUUUUUGCUUAGAAUAGAAUGGAACCAGUUUAGGUACUUUUUGUCUUUUGGAGUUGUUAGAUGAUUCCAGCAUCAGACCCAAAGGCUUGAGAAGUGUAAACAGAACUGUUCUAACUUUUUUUUAAAAGGAGAAAAACCUUGGUGCUGAAAUGCAGGGCUGUUUUCAAAAUGGAAAGCAAAACAGAAAAGGAAAAUCAACUAUUGGCCCAGAUGGUCAAAAUGUCUAUGCACACAGUAAUAGUGCUAAAAAAAACCUCUUACUUCUUGAUUGGUUUGAGUCUUUUAUUCAGCUAUUAAUUUUAUAUCAAAAGGUUAAAUAUUUUUAUUGCUUGAGUUUCAAUCUUGUGUGGCAAAAUAAUUAGAAUGUCUAAAAAGCCUAUGCUUACCAAUAAAUAACUUAAAAACCAUCAGUAAUGUGUAUUUAGACUCCUGUGUGAGUAUUAUUUUGUAUAUAAUCACCUUCUUUUUGAUAUUGCCCUAUUUGUGUUCACAUUGCUGCUCUGCUCAGUUCAGAGCAUUGCCAGGUCUUUAUUACAAAGCUAUCUGACGAGGUCUGUUUCUGUGCUUGUGGGGAAAUGCCGUUUCAUAAUCACUUAUUCAUAAUGGCAUGAAAUAAAGAACAUGCAACCUAGUCAUGCCAGUUAAAGAGGUUAGACUCCAUUCAUUAGCUGAGUCAAAAAGGAAUUUGGAAGUAUCUGCAUCAUUCAGGUGUAGCAGAAUUUUGUACUUGGAAGACAUGCCUGGAUUUAUCUGUAGUUUGGACCAAAGAUAUUUUAUCACUUGGAAGGACUCAUUACUUAAAGUGAAUUUUUGCGGUUUACCUGGACAUCAUAGCUACAUUGAGAAUGGGCCCUAUGAUCUCUGAAUGUGCCCUUCUUCCAUGAUAAUAAGAGAGCUUUAGAUGUCUCCCUCACUGUUUUUUACUGAUUGGAAAGGACAUGUGUCUGAAUUAUGUAUCUGUUCCAGAACAAGAUUUAGUUAGCUUUCCUCACACUGUCCCUUUGCUCUACACCUCCAAUGCUGCCUCUAAUGCGGAACCUAAACUCUCGCACCUGGCUUUAGAGCCUCAUCUCUUUAUCCCCUGUAAAGUUUACUCUGCCCACUGCUGAUGCCAUCACAGAUUCCUUUACUUUCGGUCCCUGGUGGUGCUGCGUUCCUUUGUCAAGAGCACUGCCUCUGUCUCAUGCAGACAAAGGUGAAUGUUCCAUAAAGCCCUAGUUGUAAGAAUCUGGAAGAAGCAGGUCUGUGCUGACGACCCUUACAAGGUCACUGCAGAUCUCAGGUGGGCACCUCUCUCCCUGCCAGGCCCCACGGGAGGCAUGACACACUUCCAGUCCUCUCUGCAUUGCCCCUCUUGACCGCCCCCAUUUCCUCUAAUUAUCUACGUGUCUCUCUCUGUGCAGAGACACAGCCUGAAACCUUCCACAUCUGCCUUCUAGAGCCACAGCCACACCUGUGGCAAGGCCUACUAAUUGUUCACUAUUUUCCCCCUUGGCUAGUGUAAAUUCUGGUAGUAGAGAUUCCAUAUCCAAUUGCCUAGAAUGUUCUGGCAAAAUAUCACCUAUGAAAAUAUUAUUCAGAGCCCUUCAUAGGUAUUUUCUGAUGUCAACAUUUGCUUACAGUACCUGAAACUUUGCAAUUUAUGAAAUAAAAUCUGAAUAUUUCAGCGUCCGA
Molecule: messenger RNA, 5240 nt
Organism: Mesocricetus auratus (golden hamster)
Lineage: Eukaryota; Metazoa; Chordata; Mammalia; Rodentia; Cricetidae
Gene: B3gnt5
Product: UDP-GlcNAc:betaGal beta-1,3-N-acetylglucosaminyltransferase 5
Exons: 3
Coding region: 530-1663 (377 amino acids)
Biological process (GO): brain development
Cellular component (GO): membrane
Source: RefSeq, a predicted model, not a curated record